Messenger RNA from Saccostrea cuccullata (small rock oyster), 357 nucleotides. RefSeq names its product serine protease inhibitor Cvsi-2-like. The coding region runs from base 73 to 348 and encodes 91 amino acids. The transcript is spliced from 3 exons. NCBI's taxonomy places the organism in Eukaryota, Metazoa, Mollusca, Bivalvia, Ostreida, Ostreidae. The record is from RefSeq and is a predicted model, not a curated record.
UCCCAUUAGAUAAGAGAGCUUCAGACGUGAUACGAUUUAGUUGACAUUUGGAGUCCUACAAGACAAGUGAAAAUGAAAGUCACACUCUGUUUCGCUAUCAUUUGUUGUUUUGUCGCUGUGGUGUACAGUGAAGACUGCAGACAGACGUCUGAUUGUGUAAACACCGCUUGUACCGCCGGGGCUUUUGUUGGAUGCUCUCACUCAGCAAGACAGUGCACAUGUUACACACAUAACACGCAUGGAAUUGCCUGUACUAACCGUGACACAUGCCGCGCUUCAUCAGCUCUUCACUGUGACAGGGACGAAAAGCACUGUGUGGACGGGUUCUGUCAUUGUACCCACAACUAACAGACAGGG